AUGCACAAAAGCAGCAUGUACGAUAAAGAUCAAACGGGUGAGACAUUGUUCACAUGUCACGGGUGGCCGGAAUCGAACCCCGACCGUAUCCUGCUUCUGGUGUUACUGAGUUGGUCAGCCUCUCGGUUGCCUUUCCGAGUGGUGCCACAUCGCUUUGGUAUAUCUAGAGCGCAUUGGGGGCUACUGCAGCGAGCUAUGCUAUUCAUGAAGCGAUACGACAUACUUGAAGAGCUAGCCGAUCCUGCAGUGCGUGCUGAUAAAGCAAAAUCAAACGAGAAACAUUAUCUCUGUGGUGGCCGAAAUUUCCUUUUUCCUCGCGUAGGCUGCGCUAGCAGCACAUUACCAUCGCUCUCAAACAUUUUGAGUGCAUACGGCGACUAG
Molecule: messenger RNA, 381 nt
Organism: Plasmopara halstedii
Lineage: Eukaryota; Oomycota; Peronosporomycetes; Peronosporales; Peronosporaceae
Exons: 1
Coding region: 1-381 (126 amino acids)
Source: RefSeq, a predicted model, not a curated record